Osmerus eperlanus (European smelt) is the source of this 628-nucleotide messenger RNA. RefSeq names its product insulin-like. The record is from RefSeq and is a predicted model, not a curated record. Gene Ontology annotation, molecular function: hormone activity. The transcript is spliced from 3 exons. Gene Ontology annotation, cellular component: extracellular region. NCBI's taxonomy places the organism in Eukaryota, Metazoa, Chordata, Actinopteri, Osmeriformes, Osmeridae. The coding region runs from base 140 to 484 and encodes 114 amino acids.
AAGGGGGGCCGAGGCACGAUGGUAUAAAGGACCGGGAGACUCGUCCGGGCAUGUCCACUCUCUCACCCCUCCAGCUCCUGGCUGCUCUGCUGCUCCUGACGGCUGGACACAGGACUCCUCCGCAGCCCCCUCCCCUCUGAUGGCGGCGGUGCCAUGGGCGGCGUCCAUGCUGUUGCUCCUGGUGCUGCCCUCCCCAGGCGGGGCCUCGCCGCCCCCUCAGCACCUGUGCGGCUCCCACCUGGUGGACGCCCUCUACCUGGUGUGUGGCUCCAGGGGCUUCUUCUACAGCACCCACCGCAGCGCCAGGAAGAGAGACCUCCAGCCCCUCGUAGGGUUCCUGGCUAGGAGGAGCAGGCUGGAGUCCAGGCUGUGGAAGGGACCUUCGGAGAAGAGCCGCGACAAGCUCAAGGUGAAGCGAGGCAUCGUGGAGCGGUGUUGCCACAAGCCCUGCAGCCUGUACGACCUGGAGGGCUACUGCGGCUGAAGGCGCACUCCUCCUCGCCGUCAUCCCCCACAGGCCGCGCGAGCAGCCUUGGAGCCGCACGGCGGACGGACGCGCCCACGUGUACGGCUGUGUGUCGUUUCUAGUGAGAAUAAAAGGCUGCAUGAUCUGAGGACUGAGGCUGUC